GGGGCAUCCGCAGAUAAUGUCUCCUCUGGCGAAGGCGCACCACAAUCAGCCUGGUCUUUGUGGGCGCUUUGAGGCGUUUGUGUGAAUGGCCCUGUAGCUCUAACAGUUCGGGACUCAGAUACUUAUGGCGAAAAGCGCCACUAACAAAUUAGCGAACGCUUACACGGAAUUAAAUGAUGUGAACCCCUUUAACCCUCUUAGCAUUUCGAGAAGGCUAACGUGUCCACAGCCUUUCGAUCGGCGCAUGCGAUUCGAGAAGUAGGCCAACCAGAAGGCCCAGGGUGACGACGAGGCCCAACUGAUCGAUGAGACCUUCUGCCAGUCUCGGGAGUACGUACGGCCUGCCACCUACUGGCGGCUGGGGUAUGGGCAUCGGCUGCCUGACUAUGUUCCUGACCGAUAACCACAGUGUCAAGGGGGUCAUGACUUUCCCGAUAAUGAAGACAAGUCAGCGGACAAAACACCAGUAACAUGAAGAGAAGUGUACUCGUCUAGGGAAUGACCCACUACCAUGUCCGCGGGAACGCC
This is a messenger RNA of Aspergillus alliaceus, 528 nucleotides long. RefSeq lists its product as uncharacterized. Gene Ontology annotation, cellular component: cytosol. The transcript has a single exon. Gene Ontology annotation, biological process: lysyl-tRNA aminoacylation. Gene Ontology annotation, molecular function: lysine-tRNA ligase activity; tRNA binding; ATP binding. Bases 306 to 470 code for a protein of 54 amino acids. NCBI's taxonomy places the organism in Eukaryota, Fungi, Ascomycota, Eurotiomycetes, Eurotiales, Aspergillaceae. The record is from RefSeq and is a predicted model, not a curated record.